This is a messenger RNA of Neoarthrinium moseri, 1092 nucleotides long. RefSeq lists its product as uncharacterized. The transcript has a single exon. The coding region runs from base 1 to 1092 and encodes 363 amino acids. NCBI's taxonomy places the organism in Eukaryota, Fungi, Ascomycota, Sordariomycetes, Amphisphaeriales, Apiosporaceae. The record is from RefSeq and is a predicted model, not a curated record.
AUGCCGACCCUGAACGACACCGACAAAGCUUUACGCAAGCGUCGCGACACAACCAUGAUGACCUUCACGCAGAAAUACGAAGAACUGACAAGCACCUACCAGCAAAGCCUUUCAGAUGGCUGCACGAGGAAGCAUGCACUCGAGUACCUCCUCCUGUGCCGCCAGGUCUGUGAGGCACUUCGUCCACGCUUCAAAUACGGAACUGCAGACGAGCGCUUAAUUUCGAAUUUGAGAUCUCGAUGUAUUCGAGAGGCCGUCCUGUGUGACAAUCUCGUCGCAAAGAACAAGGAAGGGGGCGCUCUUGAGCGAAGAGUCUGGCAGAUCGAGAACGAAGUCGAACAAUAUUUGCAUCUUCUGGAGCAGGACGCGCACAUCGAGGCUGAUCAAGUUGAUCACAAAGAGGAGAGAGAGCUAGCACGUCGGCUCAGAGACCGUCUCGAGAACAGGCCCAAAGCGAACGUGCACUGUCAUACAGAGUGUUUUCCCUCCAGCAACGAUUGGGAAGGCCCAACGUUCCCGUCUGACGAUACUGCAACCAGCGUAGGGCAAGCUGCGUUUGUAUCUUCAAAGGCUUGCAUUCCGAAACCAAGACGCUACGUCGUUGCUCACAUCGACGCUUGGAAGAGAGCGAUAGGGAGCCGACAUGAAACAUCUGAGCGGACUGCGCUGGAGGCAUGGAGUUGGUUCACACCGUGGUACGAGAAUGACGACGACGAUGACGACGACAUCUGGGAGAACAUAGCCCCUGACGAUGGUGAAGAGGAGGCCUCCGAUGCAGCCGCCGAACAAGUAGAGAUUACCACGGACUCCGGCUAUUUGACAGACGAUCAGCAGUCCGGAGAGACUCACAAUGAUUUUAGAUCCGCAAGGUCAUCAUUUGGUAGUUCCGCUGUGGGUAUCACUCUCAGCACGAGUGUGGCUGAGAACAGAGAUGCAGGCGACGGUAUAGAGGACCAGCUUGUUGGCAAUAUUCUUGGCGCUAUAGAGGCCACUAAGACCCCUAGGCGGCCUUUAAAUGAGAUUAGAAAGAGAGCAUUGGACUACUCAAGAGGGAAGAUGACUAGAUGGGCUUCUAUUCUUUAUUGGAGAUAG